Molecule: messenger RNA, 738 nt
Organism: Onychomys torridus (southern grasshopper mouse)
Lineage: Eukaryota; Metazoa; Chordata; Mammalia; Rodentia; Cricetidae
Gene: Pcbd2
Product: pterin-4 alpha-carbinolamine dehydratase 2
Exons: 4
Coding region: 6-647 (213 amino acids)
Biological process (GO): tetrahydrobiopterin biosynthetic process
Molecular function (GO): 4-alpha-hydroxytetrahydrobiopterin dehydratase activity
Source: RefSeq, a predicted model, not a curated record
AAUACAUGGGAGGCAAUUUGUCUCCGCCGGUCUUCGCCGGUGGAGACACCACCUCAGGGAUGGUGUACCGGUGCAUACAGGACAGUCGGUGCGGGAGCAGGCUCAGCUUCCAAGGCCACCGUGCCCGGAGGGGUGGCCCCACGCAGCGAGCACCCGCGGGCGCGGCGGCCCUCCCGCUCCGGGGGCCUUCGGAGCCUGGGCCGCGUCAGGCAGCGCGCGGGGCAGCCCGGGACCAUGGCGGCGGCGGCAGGGGCGCGCGGCUCCCUCCGCGGGUUGGCGGCGCUGCGCGGCCGGGGUGCGAGCCGGGCGGCCAUGGUGAGUGCGGCCGCGCGGCCAUGUCUUCAGAUGCACAGUGGCUGACAGCAGAGGAGAGGAAUCAACUUAUUCCUGGCUUGAAAGCAGCAGGAUGGUCGGAACUAAGUGAGAGAGAUGCCAUCUACAAAGAGUUCAUCUUCAAAAAUUUUAAUCAGGCCUUUGGCUUUAUGUCCAGGGUUGCCCUGCAAGCAGAGAAGAUGAAUCAUCACCCAGAAUGGUUCAACGUGUACAACAAGGUCCAGAUAACUCUCACCUCACAUGAUUGCGGAGGCUUGACCAAACGGGAUGUGAAGCUGGCCCAGUUCAUUGAAAAUGCUGCUUCUUCUCUGUGAUCUCUUUCAAAAUGCACGUAAAGAUCUAACACCUGGCUUGUCUGCAGUAUUUUUGAAGGCCAUUUAUGUGAAUAAAUUAAGUCAUAAAUUA